CGAAACCCUAUCUUGCUUUCGUUACGUCUCCUCGCAUAAUAUCGCGCCACCACACAGGAGGGGGAGGAGUCUAAGCCGCCGCGUCGCCACCAGAAGACAUGGCUGUUCCAUUGCUGGACAAGAAGAUUGUGAAGAAGCGGGUCAAGAAGUUCAAGAGACACCAGAGUGAUCGCUUCAUCUCUGUGAAGACAAACUGGCGCAGGCCCAAGGGUAUCGACUCCCGUGUCAGGAGAAAGUUCAAAGGAUGCACGUUGAUGCCAAAUAUUGGUUAUGGCUCAGACAAGAAGACCCGCCAUUACCUUCCUAAUGGGUUUAAGAAGUUUGUCGUGCACAACGUGAAAGAGCUGGAAGUUCUAAUGAUGCACAACAGGACAUACUGCGCUGAGAUAGCACACAAUGUUUCCACCAAGAAAAGAAAGGAUAUCGUCGAACGGGCAGCUCAACUUGAUAUUGUUGUGACGAACAAAUUGGCUAGGCUGCGCAGCCAGGAGGAUGAGUAAGCAGUUGCGUAGCUGUUGUUUUUGUGUUGGAAUGUUUUCAUUAAUAGGUAGUAAUCAGAAGAUCAAACUUAAGAGUUCACUGUUGAAAUUUUGUUUGGAGUUAAUAGUUAUUGAUUCAGACAUGUAUCAUGUACGACAUGCUAUUUGAUUGAGAUCUGCAAUGACAUUCUGGUUUUGAAUUGAAGUUUUGUGUUCUUUGUU
Messenger RNA from Sesamum indicum (sesame), 701 nucleotides. RefSeq names its product large ribosomal subunit protein eL32z. Gene Ontology annotation, molecular function: structural constituent of ribosome. Lineage: Eukaryota; Viridiplantae; Streptophyta; Magnoliopsida; Lamiales; Pedaliaceae. The record is from RefSeq and is a predicted model, not a curated record. Gene Ontology annotation, biological process: translation. Gene Ontology annotation, cellular component: ribosome; cytosolic large ribosomal subunit.